AUGACCUGCAGUCCUCCAAGUCCCCGGAAUGUGAAGGAUGCCUUUCUCCUCACCAAGUGUGGACUGCCGCCACUGCUACCUCUCAGCUCUGUGACAGGCCUGGAAGAAAUUAGCAGAGUACGGAAAGACAUGUACAAUGACACAUUAAAUGGCAGCACAGAGAAAAGGAGCGCGGAGCUGCCUGACGCGGCGGGACCUAUUGUUCAGUUACAAGAGAAACUUUAUGUGCCUGUAAAAGAAUACCCGGAUUUUAAUUUUGUUGGGCGAAUCCUUGGACCUAGAGGACUGACUGCUAAACAGCUUGAAGCAGAGACGGGAUGUAAAAUAAUGGUCCGAGGCAAAGGCUCAAUGAGGGAUAAGAAGAAGGAGGAGCAAAAUAGAGGCAAGCCCAACUGGGAGCAUCUGAACGAAGACUUGCAUGUGCUCAUCACCGUGGAGGACGCGCAGAACAGAGCAGAGAUCAAGCUCAAGAGAGCAGUCGAAGAAGUGAAGAAGUUACUGGUGCCUGCAGCGGAAGGAGAGGACAGCCUUAAGAAGAUGCAGCUGAUGGAACUUGCAAUUCUCAAUGGCACUUACCGGGAUGCCAACAUUAAAUCACCAGCCCUUGCCUUUUCUCUUGCAGCAACAGCUCAGGCUGCUCCAAGGAUUAUCACUGGGCCCGCGCCUGUCCUCCCACCAGCCGCCCUGCGCACCCCAACGCCAGCGGGCCCUACCAUAAUGCCUUUGAUCAGACAAAUACAGACCGCCGUCAUGCCAAAUGGGACUCCCCAUCCCACUGCUGCAAUAGUUCCUCCAGGACCGGAAGCUGGUUUAAUCUACACACCCUAUGAGUAUCCCUACACGCUGGCGCCGGCCACAUCCAUCCUUGAGUACCCGAUCGAGCCUAGUGGCGUAUUAGGUGCGGUGGCUACUAAAGUUCGAAGGCACGAUAUGCGCGUCCAUCCUUACCAAAGGAUUGUGACCGCAGACCGAGCCGCCACCGGCAACUAACCUAUGACCUUCUGACCUCUGAACUCUUCACCCAAUGAUGACCUGACCAUGCCUGCCUGCUGAUCAGUUAACUGGUAAUCGCCUUUGCUUGCCUGUCGUCAGUGCAGCGAGCUGAGGCUCUUGUCCGUUCGCCUCACCAUCUAACCAAACAAAAGACAAAGAGAUCGUUGUCCUCCAACUCAGCUUUUCUUUCCUGUUUGGGUGAAAGUGGUUCUAGAACCUGCACUGAAUAGUAGUAUAGCAAUAAGGCCCAAUUCAUCCCCCAGCACUGAGCAUCUGCCGCCCCCCUAGCGAACGGGGAGAGGCCUCGCUCGGAAGGGAGGCGAUGGGCUUUAUCCACUCAGUGACAGAGGCAGUUACUGUGAGAGACUUCCGGAAGCUUCCUUCUCCGGGCGGAGCCCAGCUCUCUGAAUGUACCGGGUGGUGAUGCAUCAUGCAUGCGCCUGUGGUCAGGGGUGUCAUUGGGGAAGUGAGCUCCCGAGUAUUCAAAAUUUGAUGCGUUCUUACUCACUACAGUGCCCUCAGAGGGCAGACGUUGCAGCCUUUUCUAUCGCCUGCCAAAAUUUGAAGUGUUAGAAGAGUGUGCCAUGAGAGAAAAUUCAUGAGGAGUUUUAAAAAGUAAUGCAAAGAUCAAAACUGCAACACUAUUUUUAAAGAAAAAAGUAAAUAUCUGAGUUACAAUUUCUGAAGUUUUCUUUUACACCUCCUUAAAAACUCGUAUGAGAACAAGGUACAUGCAUAAUGUGUCACGUUACUGGGCAAACUGUUCGAAUAUUUUUUUGAAACCUCCCUGUAUAGAAAAAAAUCAUUAAGGAUGUAAAAGCCAUGCUUGCCUAUUUGCUGUAUACAUGUAAUGAAAUUGUAGAUAAAGUGUAGUGCAUUGAAACAAUGAACAAAAGUAGAUACUUUUACUAUACAAGGGUGCUGGUGCAGAAAAAAAUAUAUAUAUUUUUGGAAAUGUAGCAUUUUAUACUUUCAAGUGUUAUAAAAA
Molecule: messenger RNA, 1981 nt
Organism: Orycteropus afer afer
Lineage: Eukaryota; Metazoa; Chordata; Mammalia; Tubulidentata; Orycteropodidae
Gene: QKI
Product: QKI, KH domain containing RNA binding
Biological process (GO): regulation of mRNA splicing, via spliceosome
Cellular component (GO): nucleus
Molecular function (GO): mRNA binding
Source: RefSeq, a predicted model, not a curated record